This is a messenger RNA of Corticium candelabrum, 928 nucleotides long. Its product is annotated as neurogenic locus notch homolog protein 1-like. The record is from RefSeq and is a predicted model, not a curated record. The transcript is spliced from 6 exons. Lineage: Eukaryota; Metazoa; Porifera; Homoscleromorpha; Homosclerophorida; Plakinidae. The coding region runs from base 48 to 779 and encodes 243 amino acids. Gene Ontology annotation, cellular component: extracellular region. Gene Ontology annotation, molecular function: peptidase inhibitor activity.
ACUGUUGCGGUGGAGACGUAAAGAGAGUAUCGGAUUUAUGCUACAAUAUGACAAAGACGGAAGAUGUACUGGUGGAUGUUCCACUACGCUGUGAAAACGGUGGAACAAAAAUUCAAUCUCCACAGCAGGUUGCGAGCGGUGAUCAGCUAGACGACGGUGAGUCAGAGACAAUAGAUGAACUUGUGCAAGAAGAGUGCGCAUGCCCACCAGAAUUCACUGGACGCUGUUGUCAAAAACGAAAAGAAAUACCGGACUGUCCUUACAAUCCACGGGAACCUCGAGUACAUUUAUGGAAUCCUUUUUCAGACGGCUGUACUGAUGACCAAGACUGUCAGGGAAACAAAACAUGUUGUAGAAACUAUUUCGAUAAUUUUCCUGUGUGUAUAGAUCCGGAACCGAAAGAUCCUUGUAAGGGGGUAGAAUGCGGACCGAAACGCGCAUGCAAGCCUUCUGAAAUCGGUCACCAUUUCGUCUCACCGUAUCUACACAGUGUUGCAUUUGAAUGUGGUCCUUUAGAGAGACCGGGUAUGUGUCCCCCAUUGUACGACGAUAUUGCAGCGAUUUGCAGUAAUGAUCCAAACCCUUGCCGCAACGAUUCGCGGUGCAAUGUUGGCGAAAAGUGUUGCAGUUCAUAUUGCUAUCCCGCGUGUACUAAAUCUUUGCCUGAAGUGGCCGAUCCGUGUGCUGCUGGAAUAUGCAGAAAAGGCUACGACUGUGAUGUAGAAAAGGGUGGAGUCAUUUGCAAGGCACCUCCGUUCGAUUACUGGCUGGUCAACUAGAUUUGCUGUGAAAAAUUACAUUAGUAGGAAUUCCCACGUGUCUGAUUGUUCAAUUUGUUGUAAAGAACAAGCAAGUUUAAUAAGAGCAUGUAGUUUUACUUAUUUAGUAUCAUCAAGCAAUUCGCGUACAUUCUAGACACUAGGCCUUU